AUGAUGUUCUCCAAGUCUAUCGCCGUGUUCCUCCUGCUACCUUUCGCUCUUGCAGCGCCCACAUCCCCCAACAACAUCCUCGAAGCCCGCCAAUCCAUCGACACCUCUACUCACUGCGGCCAAUGGGACACCGUCAAUGCUGGUACUUACACAUUCUUCCAGAACCUCUGGGGAGCAGGCGGCGCGUCGUCCGGCUCUCAAUGUGGUAAUCUCGUGUCUUUGAGCGGAUCUACCAUCGCUUGGAAGACCACAUGGACAUGGACGGGAGGCAACGGUGUCAAGAGCUAUUCAAACAUCCAGCAGAACCAAAACGCCGGUAAACAGCUCUCUGCCAUCAGCAGCAUUCCUUCUACAUGGAGUUGGUCGCAGUCCACCUCUGGAAACGUUGUUGGUAACGUCGCCUACGACCUCUUCACCGCAAGCACUCCUACCGGAAACAACGAGAACGAAAUCAUGAUCUGGCUCGCUAACCUAAAUGCCGGCCCCAUUUCUGCCCAAUACAACUCUGACGGUACUCCCAAACCGACCGCUAGCAACGUCUCGAUCGCUGGACAUACUUGGAACCUCUACUUCGGCUCCAACGGUGCUAACAAUGUCUACUCGUUCCUCCCCACCAACAAUGCUGUUAUUACGAACUUCAGCGGUGACAUCAAUGCUUUCCUCAAGUUUUUAACUUCCAGCCAAGGCGUCAGCUCUUCGCAGUACCUGAAGACGGCUCAAGCAGGGACUGAACCAACAUCUGGUUCAGCUACAUUGACUACCUCCGCGUAUAGUUUAGUGAUCAAUUAA
Pleurotus ostreatus (oyster mushroom) is the source of this 789-nucleotide messenger RNA. RefSeq lists its product as uncharacterized. The transcript is spliced from 5 exons. Gene Ontology annotation, molecular function: cellulase activity. The record is from RefSeq and is a predicted model, not a curated record. Bases 1 to 789 code for a protein of 262 amino acids. Gene Ontology annotation, biological process: polysaccharide catabolic process. NCBI's taxonomy places the organism in Eukaryota, Fungi, Basidiomycota, Agaricomycetes, Agaricales, Pleurotaceae.